AUGAAGGCGGAAAUCUUGCUCCUUCCCUUUGUCUUGGGAUCUGCUCUCGCUAGUGAGGAAGCAUGGGUACAUAAAAGAGCUGUCUCUUAUGUAACUAUGGUUUCCACUACCAAUAUCCCACUUGCUGACUAUCUCGCAGCUGCAUCUGCUGUUCCUGCUGCUCCUGCUGCUCCUGUUGCAAAUAAGGCAGUCGAACUUCCUGGAGCUUCAACUUCUGCUGGUACUACCUCCAGUUCCAGUGUUGGUUCUAGACUUGUUGGUUGGUUAGAUAGUUUCUUUGGUUUAGGGGGAACAUCUAACACUCCAACCACUACUUCCGCAGCACCUGUUGCCCCUGCAGCACCUGUUUCAGCCCCUUCCCCUCUGGAAGUGGCAACCCCUGUAGUUUCAGCAGGUCUUGCUGCCGGUCCAGUAAGCCUGGAUGAUUCUCAAUAUACCUAUAGUGGGCCAGUUCCCACGGAAACAGUUAAUUGGUGGGAUAACUUAUUUGCUGAUGAAUCAGGAACAGCCUCUGCAAAUGCUGCUCCGACGGGUGGCCUUAGUAUUAAUAUUGGCUAUUCAGCUUCAAUUGUAGCCUCUGGCAUCAUCCCAUCAGUUUCUAUCGCUACAUCUACUGGCUCAGUUCCUUCUGGUGGCUCCUCUAGUCCUGGUGAUUAUGGAGAAUACAACGGAAUUGUCGAAUAUGCUACCAAAGCUAAGGGUGUUACAUACUCUCCAUAUAUUAAGAGUGGGUCGUGUAAAUCUGCCCAGCAAGUUGCCAAUGAUUUUGAAAAACUUGCUCCAUUUUCUCUCAUUCGUCUUUAUAGUACUGAUUGUUCUUGUGUUGAAAACACAUUGGCUGCAAUUUCUUCAUCUCAAAAGUUAUUUUUGGGGAUUUAUAACAUUGAUUCCAACACUAUUACCUCCGGUUUACAAACUAUCAAGUCUGCUGUGGAAGCUUCAUCUCGUGGAUGGAGUGCUGUGGAUACAAUCUCUAUUGGUAAUGAACAAGUUAAUGAUGGUAAGGCAACUGUCCAGGAUAUUCAAACUGCAUUGAACACAGCUAGAUCAUGGCUCAAGUCCAAUGCACCUCAAUAUCUGGGUUCUGUGGUGACUGUUGACACAUUGGUUGCAGUUAAAAAUAACCCAGGAUUGUGUGAUCUUUCAGAUUACCUUGCAGUGAAUUGCCAUCCUUAUUGGGAUGGUAGUGUUCAACCAUCUAAUGCUGGCCCAUGGUUACAAAAUCAAAUUUCUGGACUUCAAGCUGUUUGUGGCAACUCGAAGGAGGUCUUUAUUACUGAAACCGGCUGGCCAAAUAAGGGUAGCAACUUUGGUAGUUGUGUUCCAUCUGUAGCUAAUGAGGAAGCAGCAUUCAAAAGUAUUUCUGGUGUUACCACCAAUUAUCUUGCAUUUACCACGUAUAACGAUCCUUGGAAACCAGCAGGACAAUAUGGUGUGGAGCUGAACUGGGGUAUAUUUGGAGAAUCUCCAGAAUAG
Molecule: messenger RNA, 1476 nt
Organism: [Candida] anglica
Lineage: Eukaryota; Fungi; Ascomycota; Pichiomycetes; Serinales; Debaryomycetaceae
Source: the annotation of a GenBank genome assembly